Lactuca sativa (garden lettuce) is the source of this 1458-nucleotide messenger RNA. RefSeq names its product serine/threonine-protein phosphatase PP1 isozyme 3. Gene Ontology annotation, molecular function: protein serine/threonine phosphatase activity. Lineage: Eukaryota; Viridiplantae; Streptophyta; Magnoliopsida; Asterales; Asteraceae. The record is from RefSeq and is a predicted model, not a curated record. Gene Ontology annotation, cellular component: cytoplasm; nucleus.
AUCUCUAUCCGUCCAAAACGAAUUCCCCUUUUCAUCUCUUGUAUAUAUCUGUUACCAAUUGCCCAAAGUUAGGUUUUUUCAUAUUCUCUCUCAAUCUUUAUUCCAAGAACCCACAAACCCAUCUUUCCUUUCAACAAUUUUCUGAUAAUUCAUACACGGGUUGAUCGAUUCAUCGGCAUAAAAAGAUGGAGCAGUCUGUUCUUGAUAGUAUAGUUCGUAGGUUGCUUGAAGUUAAAGGGAGACCUGGUAAACAGGUGCAACUUGCCGAACCAGAAAUCAAGCAACUUUGUGUUGUUUCUAGAGAUAUUUUCUUGCGACAGCCGAAUUUGUUAGAACUCGAAGCUCCGAUCAAGAUUUGUGGCGACAUCCAUGGGCAAUAUUCGGAUCUUUUACGCCUAUUCGAAUACGGUGGACUACCACCUCGAUCCAAUUACUUAUUCCUAGGUGACUAUGUUGACCGAGGGAAACAAAGCCUAGAGACCAUAUGCCUUCUUCUUGCCUACAAAAUAAAAUACCCAAACAACUUCUUUCUUUUACGUGGAAACCAUGAAUGUGCUUCUAUAAACCGUAUAUACGGAUUCUAUGACGAAUGUAAAAGGCGAUACAAUGUUAAGUUAUGGAAGAUCUUUUCAGACUGCUUCAAUUGUUUACCCGUGGCUGCUCUUAUUGAUGAAAAGAUUCUUUGCAUGCAUGGUGGACUUUCACCCGAUCUUAAUAAUUUGGAUCAAAUUAGAAAGUUGAAAAGGCCAAGUGAUGUUCCCGAUGGUGGUUUGCUUUGUGAUUUGUUAUGGUCGGAUCCUUGUAAAGAUGUUAAGGGAUGGGGGAUGAAUGAUCGUGGAGUUUCGUAUACUUUUGGUGCUGAUAUUGUCACCGAUUUUCUUCAGAAACAUGAUCUUGAUCUUGUUUGUCGUGCUCAUCAGGUAGUAGAAGAUGGAUACGAGUUCUUUGCAAAUAGGCAACUUGUAACGGUUUUUUCAGCACCAAACUACUGUGGAGAAUUUGAUAAUGCUGGAGCAAUGAUGAGUGUUGAUGAGACUCUUAUGUGUUCAUUUCAAAUCCUAAAACCCGCUGAAAAAAAGUCAAAAUUCAACUCCGGAAUCAGCCUCUUCAGUAGCACAACAACAUCUAAACCCGGAAACACUCCACCUGGAAUCAAGUCUUUUAUGGGAGCAAGAGUAUGAGACAUGAAGGACGCCGAUAUUGAAGGGUAAAAUUGGAGAUAUAUAUUAAGAGGGAAUUAAUAAAGGUUUUACCUUUUGAUUAUCUAAAGAUGGGGUUGAGAUUAGGUGAAAGGUUUUUAUUUGUUGUUGAUGAUUGUAUUGUAUGUAGUUAUAUAUAUAUAUUUAUAUACGUACCCCUGAUCCCUAACCACAUUUCUUGAUAAAUUACGGGGGCAAAUAAAAUGGUGAGUUGGUAUAAUUUGAUUUGCUAAUCUAUACAUACGUUUUAAGAAUCUCA